AUGCUCCGUCCAGCGGGUUACUUCAGGAGCUUCUGCUGCCCCUUCGACGCACGCGGUUGUCGGCGGCCUCACUGUCAGUACAGGCACGGGGCGGGGCGCCGCCUGGAGCCGCCCCCUGCCCCGCAGCAGCCGUUGAGAGGCUCUCCCGUGCUGGGACUUGGUAACAGUAUCCAAGAACUAGAAAGGAUCAACAGAGAAAUACAGUCAGUUAAGACUGAAGUUGAAGAACAACAAAAGAAGCUCUAUUACAGUUUGGUACAAGACAAUCUGAAAAAUGAUUUGAAUCUUGCAACAAAUGGCAUAAGAAGAAAUAUAUCAAUUUCCCCUGGAAAGGGUAUAUGUAAUACUCCUGUAAGAGACAAAGAUGAUGUCAUUUCAAUCUCAAAGGAGACUAGCAAAUCCAGUAAAUAUAUUAUUGAUCGGACUUGUCCAGCUACUGAUCUUGAAUAUGAUCCUUUACUUAAUUACUCUGCAGGACUUAGGUCUUCCUUGAAGGAAGAAGAGGAAAAUGAUGCACAGUACUCUAAGCAUGUGAAAAUGUUUCCUUCUGGAAAAUUGCAAGGGCCUACCAAAAAGUCACCAUGUGGAAACAGGCAUUUACCUCCAAGAAAGAGGCUGAGAAGUGCUUCCCCAAUAAAACGUGAAAUAAAAUUCCCAGAAUCAGAUGAUGAUAUGCUUCUAAGAGAUGCCCUGACAGAGAAUGCAUUAAAGAAGCCAAGAAUAUUUAAAGAACAGAAUAGGCAAGAAAAUGAGAGUUUUGGAACUGAUGUAGUAACUGUACAAGAUUCUGGAACAUCAGAAAUUUUAAACAGAGAAGGGAAAAGGCCAGAAGAUAUCUUUGUUGAUCUAGGCAAUAUUAGCCAAAGUGAUGGGAAUAAAAAUGAAUUAAAACCUUCAGAUGAAGAUUCUUAUUUACGAGACAUAGAAGUGAGGGCUUUGAAUGUAGGAAGCACACUUGAUGAUCAAACAAAAUCUUACCAUCUUACUAAAGAAAGUAACAGAUGUCAGAUGAAGUUUAAGACAAAAGAAGCCUUGAAAGAGGAUUCAGUUAAUGUCUCUGUUAAAAUGUACAAUGUGUCACAGCAAGUUAAUAACAAAAAGGCAUUGCUGAAAGACACAACUAAAACUAGUAUAGAUUACAAAGGCAGUUCAGAAGAUGGAGUUGUACUAUUACAAAAAACUUGUAAAAAGGUACCAGAGCAUUUAGAGGAAUGGAGCAUGCCGUUCCACAAAAAACCCAAAGUCUGUAAUGCACAAAGUUUUCCUUCCCCAGCUUUGGGUGAUCACAUCUCUCCCGAUAGAGCUUCCAUCCUUCAAAACUCUGGUGAAAACGGGGGGGACAAAAAUAUGCACAUAGAUACUGAAGAGAAUGAAAUAAUUGUAUUGGACUCUACUGACAAAGAUGGCUCUGAAGAAGGUAAUGAACUUUCUGAAUCAGAAGAUACCAUGGAAGAGUGUCAGAGAAUUUUCAAUGAAUUUGCUGAACAUGAAGCAAAGAAGGAAAAAAUGCCAAAGCAGGCACUUGUUGCCCAGGCAGAAGUGGGUUCAGACUUGCGGAGCAGUAUGCUUCCUGGGCAGAAGAAAAGAAUUGCACACACUGCAAAAUUUGAUGUCAAUACCACCAAAGAAAUAACUGUCCCCUUUAGGGCACCACUUCCACAGCAGACGGGGAAUUCCAGAAUAAUGCAAGCACGGCAACAGGCAGUGCAAGUAUCAACUGCUAUUAAAAGUGGUCAAGCUUUUGUUGCUGCAACAUGUGGCCAUAAGAAGAAUGCAUCUGUAAUACCAGCUGCUCACAUGGUUUGUUUGAAUGUGUUUGAAGUUCAGCCUGUGGCAACAAGCAGCAGUCAAGUGAAUGUACUGCUUCCUGAAAAUGCAUUAACAGCAGUGCCAUGCAGGCUUUCCAAUAACCCUGCUAAAAGAACUACUCCUAUGCCCAUUAAGGCACUGUUGGAAGAAAAAGCAAUAUAUGAUCGUUGUGGUGGAAAAAAUAUGUACUUGAAUAUAGCCGUGAACACAGUUAAAAAACUGAGGAAUCAUGGCAGUGUGUCAACAGCUGAUCAAACGUCUGGCAGUAAGAGUACUACUAAAACUGGAUUUAGAAAACAAGAGGAAAAAAAGGAUUUUACAGGAAUUGCUCUUUAUAGAGUUCUAAAAGACUAUGCUUUGACCGAGGAACAAUUGAUAGAACAUGGCUUUCCCCAACCAAAUCCUGAGAAACCUGGCAGUGCUGUUUUAUGCAGUGGCACCAUAAAACCAGCUGUAUCUGAUUUUUCCAAAAGGGUCUGUUGUAGAUGUGGAGAAAUAUAUGCUGUAACAUCAUCAGGAAGGCAUGCUCGGAAAGAAGAAUGCAACUACCAUUCUGGUAAAGUAUUACAACAUAAAGUUCCUGGUGGUUUGGAGACAUGGUACAGCUGCUGUGAAGGAGUGGUAGGCUCUCCUGGGUGCCAAGUUGCAAGGUUACAUGUUCAUGAUGGCAGAAAUGAAAACAUUGAUGGCUUUGUGAAGACUUUUAUCAAGCCACCACCACUAGAUGGAAAUCAUGGUGUAUUUGCAUUAGAUUGUGAAAUGUGUUACACAACACAUGGCCUAGAACUCUCCAGAGUGGCGGUAGUUGAUCCUUCACUUCAUGUGGUCUAUGAUGCAUUUGUUAAGCCAGAUAAUGAAAUCAUAGAUUAUAAUACUAGGUUUUCUGGUGUGACUGCCGAGGACAUGAAGGAUACUGUAGCAUCCAUUCGGGAUGUGCAGGCAGUAUUGCUGAACCUGUUCAGUGCAGACACUUUUUUAAUUGGACACAGUUUACCAAAUGACUUAUUUGCUCUUAAGAUGUUUCAUAGUAAGAUUGUGGAUAUAUCGGUGGUUUUUCCUCAUCGGUUGGGUUUGCCUCAUAGAAGAGCACUUAGAACUCUAAUGGCUGAUUAUCUUCAACAAAUUAUUCAAGUUGGUGGUCAUGAUUGUAGUGAAGAUGCAACUGCUUGUAUGGAACUUAUGCUGUGGAAAGUAAAAGAUGCUAAAGGCAGAAGAUAGUGAGAUUUCUCAACAACGGCUUCUCUUCAUUGGCUAGGGUAACUGCUAGUGUUAAAAAAUAUCUUAAGAACAUUUUUCUAUCCCUGAAAUUAUAUUAAUUUAAAAGAGUACUGUACUAUGUAUAUAUUUUGAUUUGGUUGUAUGGGAAAAAUUAGGUAUACAGGAUUGUGAUAUUUUUGUUCAAUUUAAUGUUAGAGUUGAUGCUUGCUGUUGAGCUAUUCAGAAUUCUUAGUGGAGACAAUGAGCAUUAACUAAUGUUGACAGUUUGGAAGGAAUAGUGUAUUUUUCUUUCUUUCACUCUGCUUUGCCUUGCUAUUCAUCUGAUAUGGUUUGCAGAAGUAAAAGCUUA
Molecule: messenger RNA, 3376 nt
Organism: Varanus komodoensis (Komodo dragon)
Lineage: Eukaryota; Metazoa; Chordata; Lepidosauria; Squamata; Varanidae
Product: RNA exonuclease 1 homolog
Exons: 15
Coding region: 1-3027 (1008 amino acids)
Cellular component (GO): nucleus
Molecular function (GO): nucleic acid binding; exonuclease activity
Source: RefSeq, a predicted model, not a curated record